UUCGUUGCAAUUUAAGAGGCGCGAUAUUUUUUUGUAAUUUGUGCGUUUAUUUUUUUUUUAAUUUUUUUUUCAUGUUUCUACCUUUAAUAUUUACCUACGUUGUUUUUGAUUAAAACUUAUUAGUUUCGGUUUUAAACAGGCAGCAUGGCAGAACACGUCGAACCCCACCGAAACCUGUACCAAACAUUCCUGGAGCACUUCCGGAACCAGCUUCCGGAGGAGAACCGUGCGGCAACCAUGGCGCAAAUCGAGACCAACUUGGAACUCAUGGCAAACGGGCACUCUGCCAGCGCGGAACUCAUCACCCAGUCGGUGGAAAUUGCGAAACAACGAUUCCACUUGGGUGAGGUCGUCGAGUUUAAAACUCUAGACGACAUCUACCACAAUCUCGUGCUAUUGAACGACAGUUUCACCGAAACGAAGCGUCUGUUCGACAGACUGAAAAGUGAUCGAUUGGUCUGUGAUUUGGAGGAAAACGCUGCGAAAAGUGUUGCGACCGUUAGAAUCGGUCGCUUUACGUUCGGCAGUGUUGAAGCCGGGCCGACUGCCGGCUUGACGCGGAAGAAUGUGCUGAAGCAACGCCAUCGAAUCAUGAGUAUGGCUAAAGGGAACUUCAUGUCGAUGAUGCGACAGCACUGCUACAGCAUUAAUGAGAAAGACAACCCGAAUUCCGAGGUCGAAGACAUAUACUUUGAACUGCGCCGAACCGUUGGGAAGUCGGACGAGCUCGAUCUCAAGUACUACCGUCGAUUGUUGAAAAAAUUCAGGAAGCAUGAUUGUGGAAUCGACCUAAUAUUCACCGAUGAGAUGGAUAAAAUAGAUCGAAAAUGUUUGAUAGACAUUGCAAACGAUCUAAAUUUGCGCACUCGUUUUGAUCAUCGAACUAAAUCAUUAGUCGUGUUCAGUAGGCGAACCGGGCCAGAAAUCGUCAAUGAUAUGAUCACUGGAAAGCAUCCCGAUCUGGGUGAGGUGUUCGAUCUGGAACCUCCAGGUGCGGCAACCGCUAAGCGCGAGCACAAGCUGGACCCAGUUUUCACGUGUGGAUCCCUGAAAUAUGCACUAUCGGAGGCUUUAUCAGUAGAAGUCUACGAAUCUUUGUCGCAUUUGGAGGCCGUGUGGAUCGCUCAAAAGUUUCUAUAAAAUAAGUGUAAGGUUUUAGUAAACCUUAAUUGUUA
Molecule: messenger RNA, 1175 nt
Organism: Culex pipiens pallens (northern house mosquito)
Lineage: Eukaryota; Metazoa; Arthropoda; Insecta; Diptera; Culicidae
Exons: 5
Coding region: 145-1140 (331 amino acids)
Source: RefSeq, a predicted model, not a curated record